Messenger RNA from Pseudomassariella vexata, 471 nucleotides. RefSeq lists its product as uncharacterized. Bases 1 to 471 code for a protein of 156 amino acids. NCBI's taxonomy places the organism in Eukaryota, Fungi, Ascomycota, Sordariomycetes, Amphisphaeriales, Pseudomassariaceae. The transcript has 2 exons. The record is from RefSeq and is a predicted model, not a curated record.
AUGUUCAAGGAAACUCGUUUGGCCCAGGCCAAAGGCGAAGCCGAAAAGCUGAAGGAGGCACAGAAGCGACGCGAACGCAUCGAGACCUACCUCAAGGCUGAGAUCGAAACCAAGGAGAAGUAUAUCCGCACUGCACUGGCGGAGUUGGAUGCCAAAGCUGCCCAGUCCAGACCAUGGUGGAUACUCAGGAGGAGGAGUGCCGGGAGAUCUUCAAGCAGCCGUAGACUGAACGGAUCUAUCCGCGUCAUGUGCCGAAUCCACCCUCCUCUGCGCAACAACACGCGGAUCGAAGAACUUGCCGAAUUCGGACCGCAGGAGCCCGGCGAGCUGACGUCUUACCGGGGCAAGAUGCUUGUGCAGACCGAAAGAUCCAACGUCCGCGAUUAUAUCACGAAAGAGGCGAGGGAGUUCGAGCUCGAGCGCAUCUUCGGGCCCAACGACCCCAAAGCCGAGCUCCUAACCGCCGACUAG